UUCGCUUACAAGCCAGAAUUAUAAAAGGUAAUCUACUAGUGAUGGAUUCAAUAUGGCGGAUGAUACACGCAAAGUUCGUGUGGAAGAAAGACUAAAAGUAAAAAUUGGCGAGGCCAAGAAUUUGCAAGGCCGAAGCCACUGUACAAAUGGCUCGAAUGCUGCUUUCCGCGAUGUUUAUUGCACAGUUGCCUUGGAUCAAGAAGAAAUUACGCGAACGCCAACGAUUGAACGAACGCUAAGUCCAUUUUUUGGUGAAGAGUAUCAAUUUGAAAUACCACGAAAAUUUCGAUAUCUAGCCGUUUACAUAUGGGAUCGAGAUAAGCAUUUGAAACAAGAUAAGGCUAUUGGUAAAAUUGCAAUAAAACGUGAGGAAUUGCAUUCGUACAAUCAUAAAGAUCAUUGGUUCGCCUUGCAGUCAGUUGAUGCUGAUUCAGAAGUACAGGGCAUGGCACAUAUCGUACUCUCAAUCGACGAUGGGAUCGGCAAUUUAAAACGAAGAUCAGAUUUUGAUGACUCGAUUACUUUGCAUACCACAAAAACCACUGUAAAUCCAACGACAAAUUUAAAUGAUUUGGCUGGAAUUGGAUCUACAUCAUCGUCGUCAUCAUCAUCAGUAUUCAAAAAUGAUGGUAACAGUGAGUUUAAGGAGAAUAAAACAUCGAACGAUGCACAAGCAGCAAAUACUCAUGGUGGAAGCAUUAAAACAGCAUCUUGUGUGUCAUCAUCCAUUCCAAAUAAUUCAAGUGGAAAUAGUGGUUGUAGUAGUACAAUUAGUAAGACGAGAAGCAUUUUUGGUAACACCGAUCUUAGUUUGUUUAGUUCACAAAGUAAGAAAACCAGCUCGAAUACGCUGGACACAUUAGGAUCAUUUCGAAAUGGUGUGAAAAGUCGUGUCGCAAUACGUGUAUUGGAGUGUGUUGAAUUAGCUAAAAAAAAUGGUAACUGCGAUCCAUAUAUUAUAGUGACAGCUAUCUAUACAAAUAAAAAGAAAAUUGUGAAGCGAACGAAAUCUCGAAAAAAAACAAUAAAUCCAAAGUUCGACGAAACAAUGAAUUUUGACUUAAGCAUUGAUUGUGACAGCAAGUCGAUUAUGGGUAAUAAUGUAUAUACGGUGGCCCCACUAGAUGGUGCCGAUUUAUUUGAAUUAAGUGUUACUGUGUGGCAUGAUGUUGGUGUGGGUGAAGAUGUAUUUUUAGGUGAAAUUAAAAUCCCACUGCACGGCAAACAACAACAAAAUGCAAUCAAACCGGAUGCUUGGUAUUACUUUCAACCACGAAGUACCCUAGCCCGGCCAACACGAUCGUGUGCAACACCACCGGGCACCCGGCUCAGCAGCGACAAUUCACUCGGUUCUUUACGUUUAAAAUUAGUUUAUACUGCCGAUCAUGUAUUUCCCCUAGCAACUUAUGACAAUCUACUAAAUUUACUCAUACAAAGUCUGCAGCAGCCGAUUACAUUGUCACCCAUUUAUAUUCUCGGUGAGCUUGUAUCAAAUAAAACCGAAAUCGCACAGCCUCUGGUGCGCCUAUUCACCCAUGAGAACAUAAUAUCGCCCGUCAUCAAGGCGCUGGCUGAUUACGAAAUAUCAAAAUUAACCGAUCAAACAACGAUAUUCCGCGGAAACACACUCGUUAGCAAAAUGAUGGACGAGGUUAUGAGACUUUCCGGUUUACAUUACUUACAUAGCACUUUACGUCCCAUUGUUGACGCUAUUUUGGCUGAAAAGAAACCGUGCGAGAUCGAUCCGACGCGUGUUAAAGAUAAAUCAAUGGCUGAGAACAAUCUAGUAAAUUUACAAGAGUAUGUAGAACGAGUAUUCGAGGCUAUAAUUAACAGUGCGGUGAGAUGCCCGCCGAUUUUAUGCCAAAUAUUUCAUGAUCUCAGAGAAUGUGCAGCAAAAUAUUUUCCGCAUAACAAAGAAGUACGAUAUUCCGUGGUAUCCGGAUUUAUAUUCCUUCGGUUUUUCGCUCCCGCAAUACUUGGACCAAAAUUAUUCGAUCUUACAACAGAACCAUUGGAUAUUCAAACAAAUCGAACAUUAACUCUUAUAUCGAAGACCAUAAAUUCUCUCGGUAAUUUAGUCUGUUCUCGAUCUGCCCAACAACCAUGUAAAGAGGAAUAUACUGGCCAAUUAUACAAGAAAUUUUGUACCGAGAAACAUGUAGAGGCUGUAAAACACUUUUUGGAAGUUAUAUCGACCAUUGGAGCAAAUCCCAACGAAAAUACACUCUUGGAACCUGUGCUACUCAAGGAAGGAGUGAUGACAAAACGAUCUCAAGGACGCAGACGAUUUGGUCGACAUAAUUUUAGACAACGUUAUUUUCGUUUGACUACCCAAUCGUUGAGCUAUGCCAAAUCAAAAGGCAAAAAUCCAAUCUGUGAUAUACCCUUAUCUGAGAUAUUAGCCGUUGAAAGGCUAAACGAACGAAGUUUUAAGUUACAAAACAUAUUUCAGAUUAUAAGAAAAGAUCGGACGUUGUAUGUUAAAACUUCAAAUUGCGUUGAAGAAAAAGAUUGGGUGGAUCUGUUGAGUAAAAUUUGUCAAUCAAAUGCGGCACGUUUGGAAAGUUUUCAUCCAUCAGCAUAUAUAAGUGGAGCAUGGACAUGUUGUAAAGAGCGUGAUCAAUAUGUGAAGGGAUGCCAAACGGUGUCACCGUCGCCAUUUCAGAUGGGUUUAGCUACCACAUUAGAUCCUGCGCGUGACUUACAGCGUUUGAAUACGUUAAUUAUAAAUAAUUUGGAUGAUUUAAAAUUAUUCACCGAACCAAAUAGCGUUUACAGUAAAGAAAUUGUUUCACCAGAGGAUCUUCACCAAUUUCAUAAAAACGUUAAGGCAAUGAUUGACACAGCAGUUAAACUGCAACAAAUUCAUUUGACAUAUCGUGCUCUUAUCGAUCGUGAAAUGAAAUAUGGCAGUCGGCAGGCACCAAUUGGUGACGACAACUAUUUACAUCUAAUACGAAGUGGUAUGUGCACAGGCAGCAAUCAAAAUUCAACUGCGACGUUGCCAACACUGAAUCAUCAUAGACAUCACAAUUUGGGCCUUGAUAAAUCACCUAAUUUAUUUAUACGUAACGAAAUGACGCGUAACUCAUUAACAAACGAAAAAUUCUCGCAUUACUGACAGUUAUUUUGAUUCUCACCUUCCAAGUGGAAAUGGAGAAAUAGAUAAAGCGAACUCAUGACAUUUGGUAUCAAUUAAAACGGAAUUGUUCAGUUAGUUUUGUGUUCGAUUUUCAAUUGUAGAUGUAUUUCGUUAUUUGUAUACAACACAAAUCCAACAAAAAAAGAACUUGAAUAUCUUCAGCACAUAUUAAUUGUUUCAAAGCACAAAAAUGUCACACGCACUCACUUCGUACACAUUCACACAAUUACAGCCCCUUGAUAUUGUUAUCGAUCAAGGAUUAAUACAGAAAGACAAAAAAAAAAAAAAAAA
This is a messenger RNA of Contarinia nasturtii (swede midge), 3436 nucleotides long. RefSeq names its product GTPase-activating protein (gene RasGAP1). The record is from RefSeq and is a predicted model, not a curated record. Gene Ontology annotation, biological process: regulation of GTPase activity; intracellular signal transduction. The transcript is spliced from 6 exons. Bases 53 to 3124 code for a protein of 1023 amino acids. Lineage: Eukaryota; Metazoa; Arthropoda; Insecta; Diptera; Cecidomyiidae.